ACAAAGAGACUGAGCUUCUCUACAUAUAGAUAUUCUGAUGGAAUUUUCCUAAACUACACAUGGACAGGACUUGAAUGUGUAACGAUGUGACUUUUAGAAGCAUUUUAUGUUUGGUGAGAACAGUUUCAUGGUGGGAAAUCCUCUCCGGAUAGAGGUGAAUAACUUUUUGUAAUCUAAAGGCGGUUUGCGAAAAUUCCUGGUAGACAUGGGGAACCAUAAGCCACAGAUCAGCAGAGUGUUUCUCGUGAUGAUGUACAUAACAUUAGCUUGGGGGCAGCUAUGCACGAACUGUCAGGAUGGAUGUAAUGAAGAAACGGGUAAAUGUUCCGGAAGCUGUCGUCGUGGCUGGGAUGGUCCCACCUGCUCCAGACAGAAUGUGGCAUUGAACAGAAACACCACACAAUCAUCGACCUAUAGCCCAUACACAUCUGAACUCGCCGUGGACGGUGGGAUAGAACAAGUGUUCAAGACACCACCUACAUGUACUCACACACAAGAGAGAGUAUAAUCCGCGUACUGGACGGUGACACUGGACACACAGUACAACAUCUACAGCUUCAGGAUCUAUAACAGAAAAGGAAUCUGUAAAGGCGGACCAUGCGGUAACCGCCUUAAUGGUUUUACCCUGUCAGUGGGAAACUCCUCCCGGAAUUACACAGUGUGUUACCAGGACACCACCAGGGCUUUUUACGUUCCGGGUGACGUUAUAAAUGGAUCUUGUAACGCCAGCAGCCCGAUAAUUGGAGACACCGUGAAGAUUAUGAUAAACAAUUCCGCGCCGCUUACCCUGUGUGAAGUACAGAUAUUCGUGUGCACACCCGGGACAUACGGACCAGACUGUGGGAAGAGAUGUGGGAACUGUGCCGAGAGACCGUCCGUCUGUGACACAACAUCCGGGCUCUGUCCACAGAGAACACCAAAGUGCAUGCCGGGAUACCGCCCUGAGAAAUGUGAUGAAGUCUGCACCUUAGGAAACUACGGACCUGAUUGUGCUAUGAGAUGUGGACAUUGUGCGGAUGACCAAUUAUCUUGUGACACUGUAUCCGGAACGUGUGCCGACACAAAGCCCAGAUGCAUGCCGGGAUAUUCUGGUCCGAAGUGUGAUACAGCUUGCGAGGGAAAUUACGGUCCUGACUGUUUGCAGAGAUGUGGGAACUGUACCAAAGGCCGAUCUGUUUGUGAUGCUAAAUCCGGGAACUGCCCAGAGGGAACACCCAGGUGCAUGCCGGGAUACACUGGUGUAAAGUGUGAUACAGAAUGUACGCUGGGCACUUACGGUCCGGAUUGUAAAGAAACCUGUGGCUUCUGUGCCGAAGGAAACGCUGUCUGUAACACCACAUCCGGGCACUGUCCCGACCGAGAACCACGAUGUGCAGAAGGGUAUUACGAGUUCUGGUGCAAAUCAGAAUUGCCCGUAAACCCUCCGAAUUACACGGGAGUCAUUGCCGGCAGUGCAGUUGGAAUCAUCGUUGUCCUGGUCAUCGGAGUCAUUGUCAUUGUAAUAAUGAUGAGGAGGUUUCAGCGAAACCUACAAACAGGCGGCGCUACGCAGUCUGAACCAAACAGUGCUGCAGCCCAGGAGAGAUCCGCUCCGUCGGAAGUUGAAGAAGGAAAUGAAAUACCCGAGCCAGAACGGAUGUAUGAUGCAUGUGACCUGAAUUCGGUAGAAGAACACCCUUAUGAAGCCAUUCGUCAGAACAGCCGUUGAGUUUAAUGGUAGAGCCGUGUGAUCAAGAUAAUCCACGAUAAACAGUUGCGAAUGACUUGGAGAGCCUAGUGUACCGAUGUGGGGAUGUAGAAUGUUGACCUAAUGUGUAAGCCGUCGUUAGCGUUGGGCAUGCCACAAUAUGGGAUAUUUUUAACUGAUUAACACAUAUUAACAGUUUUAUUCAAUGGUGUAGAACAAUAUGGAGACAGAACAGCGUAUCAUUUGGAGUUCCAGGUCCUACACAAUGAGGUUGUUUUGCCCAUUUCAGUUAUCCCGUAUACCGUGGAAGUUAUCCUUUCAGCUGUGCAAUAAAUGACACUUAUGUCUUGGGACUAAUGUAACAGAUCUUCUCAAUUUGCCUAUCCAGUCAAAAUUUCACAAAACUGGUCAAAAUACUAACCACAAAUUGUCAUGUAAGGUCUGCAUGUGGCAGAUCUGUCGUUUAAUUAUGUUCUUUUGUUGCCUGACAUGUAGGCUGGCUGUAUACAUCGGAGAGUUUCAACACAGCCUUUUUAUAUACAUGUACUCUUGUUAAAAUUUUAAAUUGAGGCAUCCGUGGCCGAGUAUUUAGCGUGCUAGCACAAAACCAUAACCCAGGUGCCCCCUACCAAAGAUAUUACUGUGAUGUAAGUCCAGCUCAAGCUGGCUUUUCAUGCUGAUAUUGAAUUAUAGGCCUAUUCAUGACGUCUUUUACGAAAACUGUCGGAGAACAAAAAUCUUAACAAAAUCAGCAUCAAAUAUGUUCCAUCGCAGCAUUUUGUCUUCAUGGUCAAUCCACAUUUCUUGACAUACUUGAGGAAUUCAGAAAAUAUUCCACCAUGAGUUGGAACAAUUCCUCCACCUUGAUAUUAUUCUCACUGUACAAGCUGG
Messenger RNA from Liolophura sinensis, 2578 nucleotides. Its product is annotated as multiple epidermal growth factor-like domains protein 10. Bases 761 to 1708 code for a protein of 315 amino acids. The transcript is spliced from 10 exons. Lineage: Eukaryota; Metazoa; Mollusca; Polyplacophora; Chitonida; Chitonidae. The record is from RefSeq and is a predicted model, not a curated record.